Molecule: messenger RNA, 1014 nt
Organism: Exophiala aquamarina CBS 119918
Lineage: Eukaryota; Fungi; Ascomycota; Eurotiomycetes; Chaetothyriales; Herpotrichiellaceae
Exons: 3
Coding region: 1-1014 (337 amino acids)
Molecular function (GO): S-adenosylmethionine-dependent methyltransferase activity
Source: RefSeq, a predicted model, not a curated record
AUGACGGUCUUUAAGAACAAUACCAUGGCCAAGCCUGGGCCAGUAUUCAGUGAGAUCUCGUUCAAACAUGUCAGUGAGAAGGAGAUUAGAGCAUACCGCACUAGCAAUGAGGAGGAGUUCGUUUCCCCACGCCUUCGCCAUUUCCUGAGCCUGCCACCUGAUCCACAGGAAGCUUUGUGUCAACAACCUAUCUCGUGUGUGGAGAACAUCAAGCGGGUUGGUGCUGCCGUAUAUGAAAAUUCCAGACUGGCAUUGUCUAUCGCAGACUAUGGCUCAGGCCUAUUAUCUUGUCUAACUACGGACAAAGGAGGUCGACCGCACACUAACAUCGAGAAUGAGGAUGCCAUCGUACGCUCUACACUACGGCAACUAUAUCGUGAUUUCUCCCAAGAUGGUUCACAAGAACGCGGCUUGUGCCACAAGACCAUAAUUCAAGACCUGGCCCGAGUGUUUGCUGGAAGAACGGUUGAGGAAAGGCAACGCAUCUUGGUACCAGGUGCAGGGCUCUUGAGACUGCCACUAUCCCUCCAACUCGCAGGAUACGAAGUUGAAGCCAAUGAACAUGAACGACUUUAUUGUCGAAUACUCAAACCCUCCUACAACAAUGCUUUUGAUGCAGUAACAACUCUUUUCUUCAUCGACACCGCCCGCAACUUACUGGAUUAUAUCACUGCAGUCAAUCAUUGUCUCAAACCUGGCGGAAUAUGGAUCAAUAUUGGACCACUUCUCUGGAACUGUUAUGAAAAUGGUCCGGCUGGACGACAGGAGGGCGAUGUUGAUGAUGACCUCUCUUGCAAGGCACGACACCGCCUUGACUCUAGUGAUCUGAAAGACUCUCGCCCUCAGAUGCUAGAAUUCUCUAAUGAUGAGGUCCUAUGCGUCCUUGAGUAUUUCGGCUUUGUGGUCGAAGUCCAGAACCCCGACAUUGGACGGGCAGGAUUUAUCGCCAACCCCAGGGGUAUGUUGCAGAACACGUAUCAGCUAUCACACUGGGUUGCUAGAAAAGAACUUUAA